GAACAGUACUUUGAUGGAGUUUGAAUUGGUCAGCAUUUGACCUCCCUCACUACACCCUUCCACUAUGACCAUUGACCGGUCCAAGCACAAGAAAACUCGGUUUCUCAGUCAAAUUCCACCCUCCUACUUUCUUUUCCACAUCCCUUUCUUCCCGCAAUCAAUCCUAAAAGGUCUCUUUAUAUUCAAAUGCUUCACUACCUACUUAACCAUAAUCCAGUUUUUCACCAUAUUCAAGUAGUUCAAGAAUUUCUUAACUAAAUUCUUGAUAUCGAAAACCCGAACCCUCGAUCAGGUCCUCCAAUCAUAGCUAACCUUGAGAAGGUUCGUGAAAACGCAAACGAGCAAACAAUAUGGAGAGCACAUCGACGUGGGAACAACAGAUGCUGAUUAAUGAACUCACUCAAGGAAUGGAGCGAGCUAAGCAGCUUCGGUUUUACUUGUGCACGACUUCUCCUUCCGAAGCUCAUGACCUGCUUCUGCAGAGGAUACUGUCUUCUUACGAGAAAGCUCUAUCGAUUCUCAAGUGGAGCGGAUCAACUGGACAACUCCAGUUAGCUGCACCAACAUCAGGUGCACCAGAAUCGUCAAUAUCUGUUGAUGGAAGUCCACGAAGUGAGGAAUUGAACAAGACAUUCAGGGAACAGCAAGAACACAGAGAUACAUCAAAGAAGAGAAAAAUGUUGCCCUUGUGGACAGAGCAAGUUAGAGUUAACUCUGAAAAUGGACUUGAAGGGCAUAAUGAUGAUGGAUAUAGUUGGAGAAAGUAUGGACAGAAAGACAUUCUGGGAGCUAAAUAUCCUAGAAGCUAUUACAGAUGCACGUACCGUCACGUUCAAAAUUGUUGGGCAACAAAGCAAGUGCAAAGGUCUGAUGAUGAUCCCACCGUUUUCGAGAUCACGUACAAAGGGUCGCACACGUGCAACCAAUCGAAUAAUGCAGUUCAGCCCCCUGCAUCACCAGAAAAUCAAGAAUUGAACCAUAAACCACAGCAACAAAACCAGAUGCUUUUCGACUUGCGAGCAAAACUCAGAGUCAACACGGAGGGCCUAGACAACAAAGAGAUCACGCCCCACUUCUCAUUUCCAUCAACAUUUGCAAGUGUCGACUUUGAGAGUCGUAUUUUUCCAAUCUCCACGCUUGCUGAUGACGUUCACUUGGGUGCCAAUUCUCCUUUGGUCGUAUCUCCAGCCCUGUCUGAAUCAAAUUACUUCUCGGCAUCGUCAACCUACGAGAUGAAGAGAUUUAGGGGUGUUCAUAAUUUGCAACAUUUGGAAUCUGAUAUUGCUGAAAUAGUUUCAGCACAUGCUUCUACAACCAAUUCUCCAAUUGGAGGGAUGGAGUUUCCUAUUGACCCUGUAGAACUAGAUCCAAAUUUUCCAUUCAACGUCCAAGGAUUUUUCACAUAAUCCAACUUUAAACAUUGCAAAAACGGACAAUAAAGAAGAACUGAUGAGUUUAUGGCAGAACUGUGAUGUUUCCUUGUGGUUUCACCAAUUACGAGAUGUCUCAAUAAUAUGAAAUAUUGUAGUCCAGUUUUUAUGUACAUAAACUAUGCUUAAAACAAAAGAAAUUGCGUAGGUUGUGGCAGCAGCGGCAAUCACUGUUUUAUAUAAAAAGUAACAUAUGGUAUUACAA
Molecule: messenger RNA, 1635 nt
Organism: Olea europaea var. sylvestris
Lineage: Eukaryota; Viridiplantae; Streptophyta; Magnoliopsida; Lamiales; Oleaceae
Product: probable WRKY transcription factor 53
Exons: 3
Coding region: 351-1406 (351 amino acids)
Biological process (GO): regulation of DNA-templated transcription
Cellular component (GO): nucleus
Molecular function (GO): DNA-binding transcription factor activity; transcription cis-regulatory region binding
Source: RefSeq, a predicted model, not a curated record